GUACGAGUAGUAGUACUCUACUCGACUCAUACUAUAAUACUACCGUCUACUUGCUAUACCUUUGAAGAUGCAAGAUGAACUCUUCCCCUCCACCCCCGUCUCUCACACUUCCUCCACCCCAUCCCAGUCGCAAAUUCUCCUUCGAAGAUGCCCAAUCUCGUCCGUCCAUGUAUGUCAGCUUGUUUAAGGAGAUGGUCGACACGGUCUUGGCCUCCGAAUCUUAUCUCUUCACACAUAGGGAGGUAUCGGCGCUUCGGUACAUCCUAGACCUUCCCUACGAGCCAAAAUACCUGCUGAUUCGCUUAUUGCUACGACGUCCGGGCAAGAUACAUUCGCUUUCCUCCCUGGUGGCUGCCUAUGCGUCUGAGCUCGGCGAACAAGGCGUCGGCCGAGGCAUGGAAGCUCUAUUAGGUCCCAUCCCGAUAUCGGACUGUAGCAGCCAGAACUCAACUACCGAUCGUGACGAAAAUCAAAAGACCAUGUCACCGAAAGCACGAAAGAGACAGGCAGUUCGUCCAUGGGAUGAUAUAUCUACUGGUAUGACAGCAGCCGAGGAGGAAGCCGAUCCAGAUCUCGCCGAGGCCAUACGGAAGAGCAUGUGGACAUUGAAGGAUCCGCCUCUCGAAGUCAUUACGUCGAGCCCAAUCCACAUUGCGAUGGAUCCCCAUCUGCAGGCUUGUGGAGGCGCAGUCGCCCCACAUACCUCCUCCAUGACCCUGUCUUCUUCGCCUAUCACCGCACUAGUUCACGACGAAAGCGACAUGUCCUUUAGCGACAUCAUGACAAGUGUCUCGGCAGAGGAUCUCCGUCGUUUCGCUCGACAACGCAAGGUGCCCCUGAAAGCGACGGCCAACAAGGAGGCCGUCAUGAAUGCUCUCACGAACCUAGCUUCUAAGCAAACAGUACUCAUAUUCUCCGGAGGAAAGGGCAAAAGCAGUAUGCCGAAGCCACCUGCAGUACGCUCUACGUCUUGCACCGCAGAGAGUCGCUUGAAGGCCCAACUGCUUCCGUAUGUAGGAUUUCGCGUCAUUCGACUCACACCCGAAGUACAUAAUCUCAUCCGACGUCUGAACCUUAUCUUCUCUCGCAUCCCCCCGACUGCAUCUGGCUCCUCCCUCAUGCUCCCUUCCAUACUUGUCACGUCCCAUAAGCGACGCUAUCCAGAUUACGGGCCUCCUACGCGGUCCGUUAUAUGGCGUGACAGAGAAGAAUUGCUGAAAUGGGAAGGAGCCGCACAUCUGGAGGCGGCCAUCGGGGAAGCCCUUGGUGACGACUGGAACGAGCAGAGAAGCGAUGCUCGAAGGGCUUGGAAGCUCGGCCAGCGGCUGAGUCGAACUGAUGGCGCUCAAAAAGCCAAGCAAAUAUGGCAAACAGCUUGGCCUGUCUGGCAGUCACUGGUUGAAGGAGCGAGAGGCGAAGCAAUGGGAUCGCUUCAGGUUCGAAAUUCUGGAGCCCUUGCUGGAGAUCGUUUCGCCGCAGGUCAUGUUCUCACAAGAGUCGUAUACAAAGGUGCCAUCGCGCUCGGAAUCCUUCACGAAUACGAUGAAGAGUGCAAGGUUUUACGUGCCUUGCUCAGACAGCAUCGUUGGCGACGCGGAAAGAGAGGAGCCUGGUACGGGAGACUCGCGCUUAUAUUGAUGAAUCACUACAAUGCCAGUCUUGUAGAAAAAGAGCUCAAGAUGCGCGAGGCAACCCAAGUCUGCAUUGAUGGUCUUCUGGAUGAGGACACUCAUCUGAUCUUCCGGCCCUCUCUCAGCCGACGCCUCGGUAGGUUAGAAAAGAAACUGAAUUUGCCUGCCGAUGAACGCCACAUAUCUCAUGCUGAGCUGGCGAAGUGUCAGAUGAGGGAACUGUCGGCGACGCGUGUCUUGGAGAAUCUCGGUCGUCCAAAGCUACACCCGACUCGCAGUAACUCGACCAGAGGGGCGAGCCCGGAUGUGAGCGAAGAUGAGUCGGCCAUUGACCGAGGGCUGCAACAAGUUGGAAAGAGCGUCUGGAUGGGGACUAAUGGCGAGGUUACGGUCGAGGGCUGGGUCUUGGAGUGGUGGGAGCGACGGGGGUACAAGGGGUUCCACUCCGAAGGGUCCAUUCUCACCACGCUGUUCGGGUUGUUGAUGUGGCCCAUACUGUUCCAUCCUCUGCCCGGUGCGUUCGAGACGGCGUAUCAAAUAGCUCCUCUGGAUCUGGGCGAAGACACUUUUGCGACCGCCCGAGCAGAGCUUAUCGAGUUACGUCUUAUGGAAAUGAGCGAGACGGCCCGGGCCAUUGAGAUGCUUCGCGAAGCGGAUCACCGAGAACGGCCUAACGGCACCUGGGCCGUUGGUAUCUCGUGGGAAUAUCCAGCGGACGAUCUCGAGGAGAUCCUGGAAUGCCUUGGCGGGGCUGCCAUGACGACGAUAUGUCGAAUGCUAUGCGAGGAGUACAGACACAGGGUGUCCGGGGUGCCUGACUUAAUUGUUUGGGACGCUGCCAAUAAGGAUAUCAGAUUUGUCGAGGUCAAGGGGCCGGGAGACAGUCUGAGCGAGACACAGAAAAUAUGGAUCGAUGUUCUUCUUUCAGCCGGCGUGGCAGUCGAAGUGUGCCGCGUGAAGGAGCUGGAGGCUCCGGAUCAGUCGUUGAGACCGAAGAAGAAGAUGAAGAUAGAUGCGGGGGGGACGGCGAGGAGACGUGGUAAGGCACGAGACAUCACAUCUGACGUGGGAGAUGUUGAGACUCGAAGCGGCGAGCUGCGAGAGGGGAUAUGAAGAGGGCAGAAUAAGGGGGGUGGUCACGAGUAGGACAAUCAUGAUGAUCUUGACGGUGUUGUACGAAUAGCAAACUGUAGCAUCAUGAUAUCAUAUCACUGAU
This is a messenger RNA of Tremella mesenterica DSM 1558, 2847 nucleotides long. RefSeq lists its product as uncharacterized. The coding region runs from base 75 to 2744 and encodes 889 amino acids. Lineage: Eukaryota; Fungi; Basidiomycota; Tremellomycetes; Tremellales; Tremellaceae. Gene Ontology annotation, cellular component: nucleus. The transcript is spliced from 9 exons. Gene Ontology annotation, molecular function: 5'-3' exonuclease activity; flap-structured DNA binding; 5'-flap endonuclease activity. The record is from RefSeq and is a predicted model, not a curated record. Gene Ontology annotation, biological process: interstrand cross-link repair.